CUUCAGAGCCAUGGUGUGGGUGAAAAGUGAGGUGAUUCUAUCCGUCUACAUCAUCACCUUCCUGAUUGGCCUGCCUGCCAACAUCCUGGCACUCUACGCCUUCAGCGUCAAGAUCCAUAACAAACCCACUCCCACAGACAUCCUCCUGCUCAACCUGAUUGUGUCCGACCUCCUCUUUCUUCUCUUCCUGCCUCUCAAGAUGUACGAGGCGGCCUCCGGCAUGCUGUGGAACCUGCCCGAGUUCCUCUGCUCCAUCACUUCCUACACCUUCUUCUCCACUAUCUACACCAGUUCUCUCCUGUUGAUGGCUGUCAGUGUGGUCCGUUACCUGGCGGUGGCCUAUCCCAUCGCCUACCACCAACUUCACAAACCGUUCUAUUCUGUGGUGGCCAGCACAAUCAUCUGGCUUCUCUCCACCGCCCACUGCAGCAUCGUGUUCAUCAUCCAGCACCAUCCGGACCUCUCCCCAAGCAACACCUCCGUCUGCUACGAGGACUUCACCGAACAACAGCUGGCCAUCCUCCUCCCGGUGCGUCUGGAGUUCUUCAUCAUGCUCUGCUUGGUUCCUCUCAUAGUUUGCGUCUUCUGCUACCUCCGCUGUAUCUGGAUCCUGUACACGCUCCCCAGGAUCAGCCCGGGCCAGAAGCAGAAGGCCAUCGGGAUGGCGCUGGGUACUCUGGCCGUCUUCCUUGUGUGUGUCUUUCCCUACAACUUCUCCCAUGUGCUGGGUUUUUUCACAGGCUCCAGCCCCUCGUGGAGGUACUACACCCUGCUGCUUAGCGCCUUCAACACUUGCCUGGACCCUAUCAUCUUCUACUUCUCCUCCUCUGCUUUCCGCAUCACUACCAAGAUGGCCAUCUGCAAGAUGCUGGGACUGCGACAGGGUCAGGCUGCAGUCCAAAGGGAAAGCACAAUAGCCAAUAUUGGCCAAGAGUAGAAAAUGUAAUCACCUUACUCCAAGGUGCCUUUUGGGUAAUUUUGUUAAAAAUAACUAUUCAUUUCACCAAUUGUUUUAAUUCUAUCAUAAAGAGCAAAUGUUCAACUUCAUUCAAAAAAACAUGUUUUCCCAUCUCAAGAGGUUCAAUUAAGAAGAAUAACUAUACAAAUUCAAAUUAAAGUGACAGGAUUGACUGUAAUAGGGUUAACAAUGUUAUCUUAAAUCCGCCAUAACUCCCUUUGUGACAGGGUGAAUGGAAGCAUGUUGUGUGCAGCAGCGGGAGGCAAUUGCAAUGCAAGUUCAACAAAAACAUUUCUAGUAACUUGUUGAAAACAUUUCUAGCCUAUCUAUCUAUGGGUAACACAGGGUUGAUGGGUUAUGCUCGACGUGUUUUCCAGCACAAAGCAAAUGGCCUAAAAAAGUAGAACCAGCUCACCUGCUUUUACACUAUGAUAUGGCUAUAUUACCAGAUGGUACGUUUUUCUUUGGAUUCAAUCAUUUAAAAUCUAAUAGUUUUACCAUAUUAAAACGUGAGUUCAGGUCAUGUUACAGGGUUAACAUAAACCUGAGGGACAAAUGUAAAUUAAUCAUUAAAUAAGUAGGAAUCUUCAGACAUUACUUUCCUAAAGUAACAAAAUAACUUGGACUUAACUUGGACGUAAUUAAGUAGAUAUAUUUCGUAGAAGGUGAACAAAGAUGACAUUGGACAUGCCAAAUGGGGAUUUUCAGAGAGAAACAAAUACCUUACUUUAAUGAAAACACACUGCUAUUAGAAUGUGUAAAUAAAUAAAAAUAAAAAAAGUCUUGGCUUAGUUAAAGCAUAGAUGCAUGUGAUUCCAUUGAAAUGACAAAAGGCACUCUAUUCGUGGAGAGACCUAGCUAUGUGCAGUAUAUUUCAAGAUAAUAUGUAGUUUGUGUUUUACACAUUUCUGUGAACUGUACCUUUCUUGCCAAAGUCAUUCAUAUUUAAAUGUUCAAAAGUUUACAUUCCAUUUACAAAAGUGAGCACUUCAUACAUGAUUCAUUUGUUUCAUCACAGUAGCUUCUGUUACACUUUUGAAUUGCACACUAUGUGAAAGCUUGGUUGUUACCCUUUAAAAUUAUGAAUUUGUUUGGUUAGAGUAUGUGCUGUGUUACCUAUUUUAAUUGACACAUAAUGCUAAAUAUUUUCUACCUCCAUUUGUAUUGGCAUGAAUCAGCUAACACAUUUGUGUUGCAAAGACCUUUCUGUAUUCAAGAGUUUC
Molecule: messenger RNA, 2181 nt
Organism: Oncorhynchus mykiss (rainbow trout)
Lineage: Eukaryota; Metazoa; Chordata; Actinopteri; Salmoniformes; Salmonidae
Product: free fatty acid receptor 2
Biological process (GO): G protein-coupled receptor signaling pathway; cellular response to fatty acid
Cellular component (GO): plasma membrane
Molecular function (GO): G protein-coupled receptor activity
Source: RefSeq, a predicted model, not a curated record